Molecule: messenger RNA, 976 nt
Organism: Myodes glareolus (Bank vole)
Lineage: Eukaryota; Metazoa; Chordata; Mammalia; Rodentia; Cricetidae
Product: olfactory receptor 8B3-like
Biological process (GO): G protein-coupled receptor signaling pathway
Cellular component (GO): membrane
Molecular function (GO): G protein-coupled receptor activity; olfactory receptor activity
Source: RefSeq, a predicted model, not a curated record
AUACAGCUCUAUUUUCCAUGUCCACAGAUUCCCUGAGAGAAGAAUGAACUCAGCAAAUUUCUCUUUGGUGACUGAAUUCAUUCUGGUAGGACUAACAGAAGAACCUGAACUUCAAAUGCCCUUGUUCUUUCUCUUCCUAGGAAUGUAUCUUGUCACUGCAUUGGGAAAUUUCUGUUUGAUAAUUCUAACUGUGCUGAAUUCUCACCUCCAUACCCCUAUGUAUUUUUUUCUGUUUAACUUAUCCUUUAUAGACAUUUGCUAUUGUUCUGUAUUCACUCCCCAAAUGCUUAUGAACUUUAUAUUAAGGAAAAAUGUAAUUACAUACUCAGAAUGUAUGACCCAACUCUAUUUCUUUAUCUUCUUUGCUGUUUCUGAGUGCUAUGUGUUAACUUCAAUGGCCUAUGAUCGCUACAUGGCCAUCUGCAAUCCACUGUUGUAUAAUGUUGUCAUGUCUCCUAAACUGUGUUUGAACCUUAUGCUUGGUUCCUACUUUAUCUCAUUUUCUACUGCUGUGACUCACACUUCAUGCAUGCUGAGACUGACCUUCUGUGAUGCCAACACCAUCAACCACUACUUCUGUGAUAUUCCUCCUUUGCUCCAACUCUCUUGCUCGAGCAUAUAUGUCAAUGAGAUUGUGAUUUUUGUGGUUGUCAGCAUCAACAUCAUUGUUCCUACUUCAACUGUCUUUAUCUCCUAUGGUUUCAUUCUUUCCAGCAUCUUCCACAUCAGUUCGUCUGAGGGCAGGUCCAAAGCCUUUGGUACCUGCAGCUCCCACAUUCUUGCUGUUUCUCUGUUCUUUGGAUCAGGUGCAUUUGUGUAUUUCAAACCCUCCACAGAUGGAUCUAUGAAUGAAGGGAAAAUAUAUUCUGUCUUUUACACCAAUGUGGUUCCCAUGAUGAAUCCUUUAAUCUACAGCUUGAGGAACAAAGAUAUUAAAGUUGCCCUGAAGAAAACGUUGAUCAGCAGGAUCUUCUGA